AUGGACCUCAUCGAUCGACACCCGAUUGUUCAAGCGCGAACCACCGGCGAUGCUACGAAAAGCAUCUGUAUCAUUGGCGGUGGCCCGGCUGGCCUAGGGGCACUCAAGGUCAUCGUUGAUACACCACAGUUCAAGAGCGGGGAAUGGGUCCCGGCCCUUUAUGAAGCUAGAGAGCAGGUCGGGGGAGUUUGGUUGCCUGCACCUCCAACCGAUGAUCCCCCGUUGACACCCUUGUACGAUUCAUUGACGACCAAUCUGCCCCACCCCGUGAUGGCCUACGAGAGUUUCUCGUUCCCACCAUCAACGGCCGUGUUUCCCCAUCAUCCAGCCGUCCAGCGUUAUCUGGAGGCAUACGCCGAACACUUCAACCUCCUCCCCCACAUUCAUACUAGUACGAUUGUGUUUGACGCGCGAUGGGAGACGUCGCGCUGGAUAGUGAAGCUUUCUACCGGAGAAACCCGCGACUUCGACUUCGUCGUGGUUGCGAACGGUCAUUAUCGCGUUCCCCGUUACCCGGAUGUGCCUGGCAUCUCCGAGUGGCAGAAGGCUGGAAAGGUGAUGCACUCCGCAUGGUAUCGCAAGCCACACAAUCUGGGAAAUGUCGUUCUCGUAGUCGGUGGAGGACCUAGCGGACAGGAUAUCACGGCCGAAAUGAGCGAGUACGCAAGCACCGUCAUUCACUCUCUGCCCGGCGUGGAACCAGGUCAGAACGGCAAAGUCAAGGUCCGAGGGCGUAUAGCCGAGUUCAAGUCGGACGGUGUCAUCUUCGAAGACGGAUCAAUCGAACAUGGCGUCGACUUCUGUAUCCUCGCGACCGGAUAUGAGUUCGCCUUCCCCUUCCUGUCGCAGAUGAAGAACGAACUGCCGCAGCCUGUUCCUCCACUCCCCAGCGAACUCUACAAUUCGUCGUGGCACAUCUUUCCGCUAGCUCAGCAUAUAUUUCCACUGCAGACCACCUUUCCUCCUCAUAGCAUCGCUUUCCUGGGUCUCGUCCUUAAGGUUGCUCCGUUCCCGAUGAUCGAGGCGCAAGCGCGAGCCAUGGUGAAGGUCUUCGCACACCCGGAGUCGCUGGACGUCACACAGGGAGCGCUUGAGAUAGUAUCUCGCUACGAUGAACUGAGCAAGGAAUUCCACGGGGACCAAUUGCAGAUCGCAGCUGCAUUCCAUCGCUUCGUUGGACAUGAGCAAUUCCAGUACCGCGACGACCUGCAUCGUUUUGCAGGCUACGGGGACGACACGCUCGUACAGGACUGGGUGAAGGAGAUGUACGACAAGAAGGAUAUUCUGCGACGCGCUUGGCGCGAGCUGGAGCGGUCGGGAAAGGCGGAUGAAUGGGUUAAAGACGUGGGCGAGGGCGGUCCGCAUGAAUGGGUGGAGCUACUGAAACGAUUGUUGCGUCACGCUGAGGAGAAGGGAGAGGUGGAGAUCGCUGUUGAGAAUCAGGAAGCGAAACUAUGA
This is a messenger RNA of Punctularia strigosozonata HHB-11173 SS5, 1458 nucleotides long. RefSeq names its product FAD/NAD(P)-binding domain-containing protein. NCBI's taxonomy places the organism in Eukaryota, Fungi, Basidiomycota, Agaricomycetes, Corticiales, Punctulariaceae. Bases 1 to 1458 code for a protein of 485 amino acids. The record is from RefSeq and is a predicted model, not a curated record. Gene Ontology annotation, molecular function: NADP binding; flavin adenine dinucleotide binding; N,N-dimethylaniline monooxygenase activity. The transcript has 4 exons.